AUUCUCUCUACAGCGCCAGUCACCUACAUACUGUACGUCUGCCUCCCCAGCCGGUUACCAUUCAAGUGUGGUUGGUUGAAACAAAAUCGUCUGGAUUUGUACAUUGUGGACCUGCAUCUUCCACCUCUGUUUGUAAUGGAGUACUUUUGUGAGUAUCUUCCCCAACACAUAAGAGUCAGACUGUGAAACACGGGAACCGGUUUAUAUACAACCAUAAUCAUCUAAGCGAUGGAUCACCAUUCCCAUGGAGAGACCCAGACCUCGCUCACUGACCUCUUGCUGGAUUAUCUAAAUGAUCUCAGUGAUGAAGAGUUGAAGGAGUUUAAACUGCGUCUCCCAGUGAAUAAAGAGUUAAAGCCCCUUCCCAAGGGUCAGAUGAAAACCUUGGGCAGAACAGACUUCGCUGAAAUGAUGAUGAAUUCCUACAGUAAAGCCGGGGCUCUCAAAGUCACGCUUGAGAUCCUGAAGAAGAUGAACCUGAAUGACCUUGCUCAGAGACUGAAGGAAGACCUGCAGAAGUGUAAGCAAGCAGGAAGUGAGCAGAGUGACAUGUUGGAGACGAGGCAACUCAUGUUGCACAAAAUAAAAUGUUCCUUGAAAGAGAAAUUUGAGUGUGUGUAUGAAGGGAAAGCUAAGGAAGGACAGCGAAUACUUCUCAGUGAGAUUUACACAGAACUCUACAUAACUGAAGGUGGGACUGGAGCAGUCAAUGAUGAACAUGAAGUGAGACAGAUUGAAACAGCAUCCAAGAAAAGGCGAACAGAAGAUACUACAGUCAAGUGCAAUGAUAUAUUUAAACCCUUAUGUGGGCGUGUGACACCUAUCAGAACUGUACUCACUAAAGGGGUGGCAGGUAUCGGGAAAACAGUCUCUGUGCAGAAAUUUAUUCUCGACUGGGCAGAAGGAAAAGCAAACCAGGAUGUUCACUUCAUAUUUGCUCUUCCUAUCCGGGACCUGAAUUUGAUUAAGGGUGAAUACAGUCUGAUUGAACUGCUUCACCGCUUUGUCCCAGAACUGAAAUCACUUGAUUCCACUGAGCUGUUUAGGUACAAAGUCUUGUUUAUCUUUGAUGGUCUGGAUGAGUGUCGCCUUCCUCUGGAUUUUCGGAACAAUGAGAGCUGGUUUGAUGUAACAACAAAAAUGUCACUGGAUCUGCUGUUGACUAACCUCAUUAAGGGGAAUCUGCUCCCAUCCGCUCUCCUCUGGAUAACCUCCCGGCCAGCAGCAACCAAUCAGAUACCUGCUAAGUAUGUCCAUCAGGUGACAGAGAUACGAGGGUUCAGUGAUGCCCAGAAGGAGGAGUAUUUCAAGAAGAGAUUUAAUGAUCAGAGCCUGGCCAGCAGGAUUAUCACACAUGUGAAAUCAUCAAGGAGCCUCUUCAUCAUGUGCCACAUACCUGUGUUCUGUUGGAUUUCAGCCACUGUGCUUAAGAGGCUUUUUACUGAGAAUGACAGGGGAGAAAUUCCAAGGACUCUGACUGAAAUGUACACACACUUCCUGAUUCAUCAGGCAAGUUUUAAAAAAGACAAGUAUAUGAAAAACUAUGAAAGCAAGCUAAAUGAAAACAGCAAGGAAUUCCUUUUAAAACUUGGUAAACUGGCUUUUGACAACCUUGAGAAAGGCAAUCUCAUAUUUUAUGAGCAAGAUCUGACAGAGAAUGGCAUUGAUGUCGCUGAAACUUCAGUUUACUCUGGAGUGUGCACAGAAGUCUUUAAAGAGGAGUAUGGGUUGUACCAGGAGAAGGUGUACUGCUUUGUGCAUCUGAGCAUCCAGGAGUAUCUCGCUGCUUUAUAUGUGUUCCUGUCAAACUCAUCAGCUGACCUGCUGAAGACUGCAGUGAAUCAGGCAUUAGAGAGCAAGAAUGGACACUUGGACCUCUACCUCCGCUUCCUCCUGGGCCUCUCAACAGACUCCAGUAAGACUCUGUUACAAAGGCUACUGGGGCCGACAAAAACCAGCUCACAUAACAUUAGGAGUACAGUGAAAUACAUCAGGGAGAAAAUAAAGGAGAAUUUAUCUCCAGAAAGGACCAUCAACCUGUUCCACUGUCUGACUGAGCUGGGUGACAAUUCUCUAGUAGAGGAAGUACAAAGAUACCUGAAUUCAGGAAACAUUUCAGCAGAUGACCUCUCACCUGCACAGUACUCAGCUCUGGCCUUUGUGAUGCUGAUGUCAGAUGAGGAGCUGGAUGUGUUUGACCUGAAGAAAUACAUCAGAUCAGAUGAAGAGCACUGCAGGCUGCUGCCUGUGGUCAAGAACUCCAGGACGGCUCUGCUGAACAGCUGUGAUCUCAUAGAUAAACACUGUGAAGUGCUGACUUCAGCUCUCAGAUCAAACUCUUCCCCCCUGAGAGAGCUGGACCUGAGUGACAAUAACCUGGAGGAUUCAGGAGUGAAGCUGCUCUCUGCUGCACUGGGGGAUUUACACUGUAAACUGGAGAUACUGAGGCUGUCAGGCUGUAGAGUCACAGAAGAAGGCUGUUCUUACCUGGCUUCAGCUCUGAGGUCAAACCCCUCACACCUGAGAGAGCUGGACCUAAGCUACAAUCACCCAGGAGACUCAGGAGUGAAGCUACUCUCUGCUGUACUGGAGGAUCCCAGCUGUAAACUGGAGAAGCUGCAGGUGGGCCGGUGUGAACUCACAGAGAAAUGCUGUGAGGCACUGGCUUCAGCUCUCAGAUCAAACUCCUCACCCCUGAGAGAGCUGGACCUGAGUGACAAUGACCUGCAGGACUCAGGAGUGAAGCUGCUCUCUGCUGGACUGGGGGACUUACACUGUAAACUGGAGAUACUGAGACUGUCAGGCUGUAGAGUCACAGAAGAAGGCUGUUCUUCCCUGGCAUCAGCUCUGAGGUCAAACCCCUCAUACCUGAGAGAGCUGGACCUGAGCUACAAUCACCCAGGAGACUCAGGAGUGAAGCUGCUCUCUGCUGUACUGGAGGAUCCCAGCUGUAAACUGGAGAAGCUGAAUGUGGAUUACGGUGGAGAGUGCAGGACCAGAGCAGGCUUACAGAAAUACUCCUGCCAGCUGACGCUGGACCCCAACACAGCAAACAGAUUCCUGUCUCUGUCAGGGGGGAACAGGAAUGUGACAUGGGGGGCAGAGCAGCAGCCAUAUCCUGAUCAUCCAGAGAGAUUUGACGGCUGGUGCCAAGUUCUGUGCAGAGAGAGUCUGACUGGCCGCUGUUACUGGGAGGCUGAGUGGGAUGGAGAUGGAGCCUGGAUAGGAGUGACUUAUAAAGGGAUCAGGAGGAAAGGAUGGAGUGACUGUUGGCUUGGAUACAAUGACAAGUCAUGGUGUCUGUACUGUAAUACUGACAGAUACUCUGUCUAUCACAAUAAGAAACCGACUCUCAUACCCACAGAUCCCUCAGGCUCCCGCAGAGUAGGAGUGUAUCUGGACUGGGGGGCUGGUGCUCUGUCCUUCUACAGAGUCUCCUCUGAUGGACUGACCCCCCUGCACAGAUUCACCUCCUCAUUCACUGAGUCCCUCUAUCCAGGGUUUGGGGUUUAUAGUGACUCCUCAGUGUCACUGUGACGUGUUGCUGGUUCUCCUGCAAAAAGGUCAAAUCUCUGCUUUUUAACCUUUAUUAUCCUUUUUACUCUGAAAUGUACAGAACUGUGCAAAAGUCUUAGGCAGACAAAGAAAAUGAUGUUUAGAUUAUCCUGCUGUUGGUGUAAAACUAUGAUAUGAUGCCUGUCAGUGUGUCAGCUUCGCCAUUUCAGAACCUCUGCUAAAAUCAUCCUAGUAUUUGCAGCGACCGUCCAGUACAGCCAUGUAUUUUUUGACUUGGCCACUAACACACCUCAUACAGCUAGUCAAUCUCUCACUGACUUUUAAACCGAUAUAUUUAAUUAUUUAAUUGAGCUGUUGGUGAAAUUUAACAAAAUCAUGGAACGGCUGAGGUGCCCCUGAGGAGAAGUUUGGGAACUGAAGUUGUGUUCAUCUAGCCAUCCAACUAGAUAUCAGUAACUUUUUAGAAAACAGAAGAAAUUAUUACUAGUUUUUAUUGUGUUACUUUUAAUUUGCACACGUUCUAAUGUUAAAUUGUAUUUUUUGUUCUAAGCCAAAGUACACUUGCUACCCAGAUAAACAGCUUUAAACAUUUCUUUGGACUGCCUAAGACUUUUGCACAGUACUGUGUGUUUGACAAAAAAUAAAUGACUGUCUUCAGUGAGCUGAAUAACAUCAAAAAUAUUGUUUUUUUAUACGUUUUCUCUCUGACUAAAGUGUAAUUAAAUGUAAUCCUGAUUGGGGGGGGGGGCUAUCCCCUUCUCCUGUAUAUGUACAUUUUAUAUAUUAUAUAUUUAUGUCCAUUUACAGUAUUUCCUCCCUGUACAGUGACAAUAAAGGCUUUCUGUUCUGUCCUA
Brienomyrus brachyistius is the source of this 4370-nucleotide messenger RNA. RefSeq names its product NACHT, LRR and PYD domains-containing protein 12-like. The record is from RefSeq and is a predicted model, not a curated record. Gene Ontology annotation, molecular function: protein binding. The transcript has 12 exons. NCBI's taxonomy places the organism in Eukaryota, Metazoa, Chordata, Actinopteri, Osteoglossiformes, Mormyridae. Bases 229 to 3537 code for a protein of 1102 amino acids.